UUUAAUUCUGGAUUUUGUAUCAAGUGGACGUGCCUACUUUAGUAUUAAAAAAAAAAAUUUUAAUUCAUUUAACACUCGAGCUUUUAGUCCGAGUAACAUCGAGGGACAACAAACGUGUUGAAAGAUAAAAUAUAAAUAUUUUUAAAAAAUAAGCAAACAUGCUGAGGGUGAUAGUGAAUUACAUUUUCCUCGGCCUUCUUUUGCAAACUUUUAUCGUUUCUGCAAAGUUACCCGACUGGGUGCCUGCAGAAGUAAUUGACAUGGCACAAGGAGAGAAGGGUAGAUGUAUGUCUGAGCAUGGAACAACAGAAGAUAUGAUUAAUAUGGUUAACGAAGGUAAUAUUCCUAAUGAUCCUAAGCUAACUUGCUACAUGUUUUGUCUGUUUGAGUCCUUCAGUAUAAUUGAUGAAGACGGUGUACUAGAAUAUGGAAUGCUUACUGAAAUGUUUCCAGAUGAUAUAAAAGCUAAAGCAGAAACUGUUCUUUCAGGUUGUGCUGAGCAACCUGGAGCUGAUAACUGCGAAAAAGUAUACAAAAUAGCUACAUGUGUCCAGAGCAAAUCUCCUGACAUGUGGUUUAUGAUUUAAAUAAAUAUAUUACAAUACUAGUAAUGAUAAGAAAGGACGAGAAUGCCGACGAGUGAUCGAAGAGGACGCGAAAAAAAAUAAUUUUAAAUUUUCACCGAAAUAAAAUUAUCAAGAAAACAGAAAUAUAUUAAAAAUAUAUAACUUUAAUUACAGUGUAGUAAAGAAAUAAAAAUUAAUUAGAUUUUUAAAAAUUUCCAACGAAUGUUUUAAGCAAAGGACUUACGAAAUGUAUAAAUUUAUACAUAUACAUAUAUAUGUACACAUGUGUGUUAAUGUAAAAAAAAUAAGUGACAAACUCAAUAUACAAUAAAAUUUUCAAAAUAUCAAUGCA
Microplitis mediator is the source of this 918-nucleotide messenger RNA. RefSeq names its product general odorant-binding protein 69a-like (gene Obp1). The transcript is spliced from 6 exons. The coding region runs from base 159 to 587 and encodes 142 amino acids. Lineage: Eukaryota; Metazoa; Arthropoda; Insecta; Hymenoptera; Braconidae. Gene Ontology annotation, biological process: sensory perception of smell. Gene Ontology annotation, molecular function: odorant binding. The record is from RefSeq and is a predicted model, not a curated record.